Messenger RNA from Lycium barbarum (goji berry), 1692 nucleotides. RefSeq lists its product as uncharacterized. The transcript is spliced from 2 exons. Lineage: Eukaryota; Viridiplantae; Streptophyta; Magnoliopsida; Solanales; Solanaceae. The coding region runs from base 637 to 1110 and encodes 157 amino acids. The record is from RefSeq and is a predicted model, not a curated record.
CAAAAGGGGAAAUGGGCAGGCCAAUUCCCAUGUAUCUUCAAGCAAAGGAUUCGUUUUGAUAAAAUAAGAUGCUUUCCACAACUUUUUCCCCUUUCCCUUUGUAAUGGCGGUUUGCCUCUUUUUGUUAAACAGAUUCCAUCCAUAAAGAGUUAUUUACCAAGCCAAAUGUCAAUCGCCAUCUCUUUGGCACACGUGAUGGUGUGAGGCUGGCAUUAAAGGAAGCGCUUUCAGCACACACCUAAACAAUCGUGUACUUGGGUUUGUUUAUUAAUUAAUUAAUUAUUAUAUUAUGUCUUUCUUUCUGAAGGGCUCACAACAAUCGGAAUUUGACUUCCUGUGCCUGUGAAUUAAAGAAAGGAGGAGCUGAAAGCCACUUGACCGUAAGGAGAGGAGUUUCAUAGCAAAAGAAAUCAAAAUAUCAUUAGCAACAACUUUUAUUUCAAACAGCUGUGUGACAGCAUCACAAAUCACAAACUUGGAUAAAAGAAGACAGUACUGGUUAUUUAUAGCACAAUUUCUUCGAGCAGAAGCAAGAAUCCUUCAUUGUUUGGCAGUGAGUCUUGAGUUACUGUGAUAUUCUCAUGUGUGAUCUUGGCUCAUUUGAGUCUUAUUACCUCACUUGGUGUGAUGUAAGCUAUGCCGAUGGUGGUCCUUAUGGAGAGCCACUUCCGUCCAAUCAAGGCGGAGUCUAUGAGGACAACAACUAUUGGGCAAAUGAGGAAGAAGAAGAUAAUCACUUCUCAAGAAACACUCUCUACGGGAACAAACUUUUUUCCCUAUAAUGGUGAGAUGAACAACAGGCUAACGGAAUCUGAGUCCCACUAUGUAAACGGCCCUGAGAAAUCAGAUGACCUGUUUGCAGGUGAAGUAAUUCAGUACGAUAGCCAUUAUGCAGAUGAUUCCCAGGCUAUUUACUUAGGUAAUCAGUGGUUAUGGCAACUGGAUGCUGGAAACAAGGAUGAUGACUAUAAUUACCAUGUCAUGGAAGACUCCGAAGCUGCUAGUGCUGAUAGCUGGGAUGAAAUGAGACUUGUGGAGAGCAUCUUCGGUCACUGGCCUUCUCUAUUAAAGCUAGACCUGGAAGAUCGAACUGAUCCUGUAGUUGCUUGACUGUAUCAUCUUCUUUUCUGCAAAAGAUAUAUCGUACUCCCCUUUCUGUUUUUUCAGUUUCCGAGGAUUCAGUAUCUCGAAAUAUUACUGACACGUGUAGUUUUAACAUAACAACCUAAAGUGAUUCAAUAAAUAAAGAGAGUGUUUUCAGAAAGAAAUGAUCCAUGGAGAUAGCAAUACACUUCUUCGGCCCUUACUUCUUUGAGGUUGUUUUGUUCAAGGCAAAGCUAGUGCAGUGAUACUAGUUUCAUCAAGAACACAAUGAUUCUUCUGGUACUUUGAUAAGAAUCCCUAAAGUGAAACCCCAGAAUUUCAAAUCGAAAGAAGAACAAAAAGGAAAUUGCAAGAAAUUGAAAGAUAGGUGUGAGACACAAGAGAUAAUGAUCUAAUGACAAGCUUGGAUGGGUUACUAAACCCUUCAAUUAGAAACAAAAAAGCGCCUACACUAUAAGGAUGCUUCCACAAGUGAACAAGUUCAUGUGAGAAUCAUAAAUCUAAGGUUCAAUCCACAACAAUAGAAUCACACACUAAACUAGAAUAGUCACUCAAGCUAUGAGCUAAGUAGAAAACUAAGGAAAUAGG